Molecule: messenger RNA, 803 nt
Organism: Saprolegnia parasitica CBS 223.65
Lineage: Eukaryota; Oomycota; Saprolegniomycetes; Saprolegniales; Saprolegniaceae
Product: Ras-like protein Rab-6A
Exons: 3
Coding region: 218-688 (156 amino acids)
Molecular function (GO): GTPase activity; GTP binding
Source: RefSeq, a predicted model, not a curated record
GAUAAGAAAGAAGUUGGUCGUCACAAAUUUCAGCAGUCGGUAGCAGCAGCAUGAGCAGCGAGGCCAAGCCGGUCGCGAUCGCGCCCCUCGCCAAGUACAAGCUCGUCUUCCUUGGCGACCAGGGUGUCGGCAAGACGUCGAUGAUCACGCGCUUCAUGUACGACACGUUUGACAACGCGUACCAGGCCACGAUCGGGAUUGAUUUUUGAGCAAAACCAUGUACCUCGAGGAUCGCACCGUGCGCCUCCAGCUCUGGGACACGGCCGGCCAAGAGCGCUUCCGCAGCCUCAUCCCGAGCUACAUCCGCGACUCGUCCGUCGCCGUCGUUGUCUACGACAUUACGAACCGCGCGUCCUUUCUCAACACGAGCAAGUGGAUCGAAGACGUCCGCGCCGAGCGCGGCCAAGAUGUCGUCAUCAUGCUUGUCGGCAACAAGACAGACAUUGCGGACCGCCGGCAGGUGUCAAUAGAAGAGGGCGCCGACAAGGCCAAGGAAGAGAACGUCAUGUUCAUCGAGACGAGCGCCAAGGCCGGCCACAACAUCAAGGCGCUCUUCCGGAAGCUCGCGACGGUCUUGCCUGGCAUGGAGACGACGCCGGCCGCGGCGACCGAUGCCAACCUGAUUGAUAUCAAGCUCUCGGCGGCGCCGGCGCCCAAAGAGUCGACGGCCGAGACCUGCGGCUGCUAAGAAUAUGCAAACGCGCUUUUUAAGAUACGACUUCUACAUGGACCCCUACGAAACAAAGUGUGCUGGCUACUUGCGCCGACUGCCGCCGCUCUGCACUUCGCGCUCGCGCUCGAGG